This is a messenger RNA of Pygocentrus nattereri (red-bellied piranha), 3673 nucleotides long. RefSeq names its product T-cell acute lymphocytic leukemia 2 (gene tal2). Bases 1934 to 2269 code for a protein of 111 amino acids. The transcript has 2 exons. Gene Ontology annotation, molecular function: RNA polymerase II cis-regulatory region sequence-specific DNA binding; DNA-binding transcription factor activity, RNA polymerase II-specific; protein dimerization activity. The record is from RefSeq and is a predicted model, not a curated record. Gene Ontology annotation, biological process: regulation of transcription by RNA polymerase II. Lineage: Eukaryota; Metazoa; Chordata; Actinopteri; Characiformes; Serrasalmidae.
GGACAUGCUAAACGAGAUUACCACAGGGUUGACAAAACCCAGAUUGUAAACGUGUCGGCGAGAAUCUGCUUCUUCACCGCGCUUCGGCCAAUCGGCAGCGCUUAGAUUGUGAUGUUACUGUUCCUGCUCAGUGCUCCGCUGACACAGCUCAUAGCAGGUGGACGACUAGCGAGUUCACGUAUGUAAACAGAACCUCUCUUGCAUUAGACCUAAACAACCUGAAAGACCCUGACCCCCAAUGUUAAGUAUGGUGGAGGGUCUGUGAUGUUGAGGGGAUGUUUUUCCUCCAUUUUCCUUAAGAACCUUGUUAGAGAACACAACAUCAAGGACUCCAUGAAAUACCAGAAGAUUCUGAAUCAAACUCUACCUGCUUGGAUCAAGAACCUAAAAAUAAGUCAUCAUUUAAUCCUCCAGAAGAACAAUAAUCAAAAACAUAUGUCCAACACAAAAAAGGUUUACUGAACUCAAAAUGAAGCUUCUGCCCUGAACAUCUCAGUCCCCAGAUCUAAACCCCAUAGAAAACCUGUGAGCUGAGCUAAAGAGAGAGAGGGGCUAGGACUGGAGAGACUCUGUGAUGAGUACUGGUCUCAAAUUCCCUGCUCUGGGUUCUCCCACCUUAGAAGAUGAUGAUGUAGGAGAAUAAGUGCUGUUUUAUUUGCUAAGCAUUGAAUGCAGGGCUGUGAAUAAUUAUGACAUGUAGUUUGUUUGAAAAACUGCUUCUUGAUGGAUUUAUUGGAGCUUUGAAACCGAUUCGUCAUGGUUUACAAGUAAUGUUUGGUUUGGCCUGAAAUGAUAAAUGUUUCAUUACAAACUAUAAACGGAUGAAAAGUGUUACUUCUAUUUUCAAUCUGCAAAAUUUGGCCAGUCUUUCUCUCUUUUUGCCUUCAAAUGUCAAAGCAUUAAUUCUAUAUGAAUGUUUUUAUGUAAGGGGCGCCUACUUCACACUGUGUGGGCUAAAUGAUCACAUGAAACAUGAAAUGAAAAAUCAGAUGCCUAUUUAAACAAAAUCAAAUAAAGCGGUGCAUUAAAGGAAGGGGGCACCUGACUGUUUAGCAUAAUGAAUCAAGUAUGAGUGUGACAUGAUAUUUUGUUGCAGGUGUUGGCCUGCCUCACAUUGUUUACCUUAUACAACUGCCGUACAGCUCAGACAGGAGUUCCAAUCCCGGCCGAUUUUCAGUUGGGCAUCCCAAAAAAAUACUGCUAUGACAUUGUUCCAAUAAGUAAAUUUAACUGUGUCAUGGAUGAAUGGAAAGCUGAUCUAAAUGAAACGUGACGAAAUGUAAAUAACUCAACUGAAAAGCAACAUACAGUUUUGUUUUCUGUUUAUGUUGCUCUAAGUUUUUACUUUUUUUAGGCAUGUUUCCUUUUUUAACGCUCAUUCUAUUGGUUGUGUUAUUUCAAUGACUCUAUUUAUGAUAUGUUGUUACUAGUUAGUGGAAACAUCAAGUCAAAUCGCCCAUCCCCAUUAACGAGUUAAAAUGGUUUUAAUGGCCAGGGUAACGUGUUAAGAGUAUUGACAGGUGUUGAGUAUUUAACGGGAAUUACUGGCAGGUGUAAAUGACUCCCUCUCUCCUGCAGACUGCCAGCGUCAUGGCAAAUACAAUACAGCUGUAAAAUACAUAAGCCUCCACUCGUGUUGUUCUCCCCUCGUCCCUCGCUCCCCUCCUUUCUCUCCUCUCUUCUUCCCCUCCCUCUCCCUCUCCCUCUUAUUCACUCUUUUCUGUGAGAGCAUCUUGUGAGAGAGCUCAGAGUGGGGCUGAAUCUCGGACUGAAAGGAAGCGCCGGACCACAGUACUCUGACUAAUCUUCUACUCUAGUGCUUUAACACCAGGUCCACUGCAGCUCCGCUUAGCAAAUAUCAUUGUUAUCCUUCCUUGCGCAUUCUGGAGGGAUCACGCUUUUUCUGAAUCAGAAAAUUCACAGUCUCACCAUCAUGACCCGAAAAGUGUUCACUAACACGCGUGAGCGCUGGAGGCAGCACAACGUGAACACGGCGUUUGCGGAGCUGCGUAAGCUCAUCCCAACGCAUCCACCCGAGAAGAAGCUGAGCAAGAACGAGAUCCUGCGGCUGGCCAUGCGCUACAUCACCUUCCUAGUCACGCUGCUGGAGAAGCAGCAGGGCGAAGGUGCCGCAGCAGCUCACUCUCCGGCCGCCCUGCUCACGCUUAUCACGGGGAACAUGCAGAACCUCCGCUCAGACCGAGCCUGGACCAGUGACUCCGACCCACAGUCUCCUGGCUCCAGCAGCGACAGCACGGAGUCCUGGUAGUACCUGCUGCAGCAACAUGGGAAAUCAAGAGCAUUUGCUACCGUUUUUACAGAGAAAAUCCGGAAUGCCUGCUGAAAAUUACGCAGAGAGAAUUUAGAACGACUGCUGUGAUUUUACAGAGAGAGUCUAGAACGUCUGUAAUUUCACAGAAUUUAGAGCGUCUGCUGUAAUGUCACAGAGAGAAUCUAGAACAUCUGCUUAAUUUUUCAGGAAAAAUAUCUCGAGUAUUUGCUGUUCUUUCACAGUAAGAAUCUGAAACCUCUGCGGUAAUUUCACUCAAAAAGAUCUAGAGCGUCCGUCCUUUCAGAGAAUCGGGAAUGGCUGCUUUAAUCGCUCUGAGAGAAGCGAGUAUUCCUGCUGUAGUUUUACUGCGAUUGUACGAACGGCUGAUGUAAUUUUACAAACGGUAGCUAUAAUUGAUGUGAUUAUGAGGACGUAAUUUGGACCAUUUGCUGUCAUUUCACAGGAAACCCUAGAACCUCAGCCAUGCAAGAAAACUAAUGUGUGAGUAAUCAGAUAUGAAUCCAGAUCUAACCCCAAUUUGUCUAAAAACUAGCAAUUAAUUGAAACUGAGUAGCAACUGUAAAAUUUUCAUUACCAAACCCUCAAUCACUGGAAAUAACUGUGACCUAGAUGGUCAGUAUCUAUGACUACAGCCACCACAGAAGAAGCUUCUCAACUAAAGUGGACAGGGGUGCUGCUUUCCACCUUUAUAAUAAUGCUGGUGAAGCAGAAGCUGUUCAUUCCAGAAACUCUGUGAUUUAUUUAUUUAUUUAUUGUCAAUUUUGGCAUGAUUUUGAAAAUAAGAGCAGCUUCUUUAAGUCGUAAUAACUAAAAGGUCACCUUCCCUUUUCAGUCUUAAAGAUAUUACUUGCUUUUUAUUUAUUUCUUUGUCAGAUGGUCAGGACUGUAUAACCGAUAACACCUGUAAAUGAUUCUUUUUCUAUUUAAAUAUUUGUUAAUUUAUUAAACAGAUGUUAAUUUAUUGAUUGUUCAGUGAACAUGAAACGUAGCCAAAGAUUGUUAAUAUUUUUGUGCAAGCUGUAAGCUUUUGCAUGGUAGAAGUGAUAUAUCACUCUCUUCGAGGUUUUGUCUUCCUUGUUAUGUAUUUAUUGUAUUAAUUUAACACAUUUUUUUGGUAUUAAAAUGCAAAAAGUUGGAAACCAUUGCAGUUUUUUUUGCACAAUUAGCAUUGAAGAAUUUACGUAAAUGAGAGACUGCCUGUAACGUGUGCUGUUUUUAGCCUGCCUGAAGUGAGAUGCUUGAUUAGACCCAACGGAAAGUUGCCUAACCCCCAAACUCCCAAAACACGUGUUUAUGUGUACAUAUAUACCACCCUAGUUCCAACAAAGUUAGGAUGCUGUGUAAAAUGUAAAUAAAAACAGUGCAAUGAUGUGCAAAUCA